CGUGUCUGUUUCCUCUCUCACAUAAUCAGAGAUUCACAAUUGCGCCCAUGGCAGCCACCGUUCCCAACCAUGUCCCCGCCUACACCCUCGGAACUCUUAGCAUAGCUCUGGGCCUGAACGCCAUCUUUCGCCCUGCGGCAGAGUAUCCACGUUUUGGAUUGCCGUUGGAAUACGGCGGCGGCCCGACUACACCGCACCGGGUGUCCGACGUCUCCCCGCUCAUGUAUCUGAAAGGCAUCCGGGAGAUUAGCUAUGGCUUGUUGCUCAUCGGGUUACAAUCCCAGGGCCAGGAGACGGCCGUCACGACGUUGGCGGCGGUUAUGGCCUGGGUAGGGCUAGCGGACGGCGUCGUGGUGUGGUGUUGUGGAGGUGCGGAACGGAGACAGCAAGCUUGGGGUCACUGGGGCACGUUCUUAGGGCUGGGAGUGUGGGCUUGGUACCGGGUUUCUUACUGACGGAGCUGGUUGAUGCUCGUGUGAAAAGCACUUCGAAGGCCUCGUGCGGCAAAGGGGCAUUGGCGACUCCUUCACUGACGGGAAAAGAAAUGAAGAGACUGGGACUAUUUCGAUCUGGAUAAGCCUGAGACAUAAGUAAUUAGUGAUGAGAAGAUCGAACAGAAAAGGCGAAAU
Messenger RNA from Aspergillus aculeatus ATCC 16872, 629 nucleotides. RefSeq names its product DUF4267 domain-containing protein. The record is from RefSeq and is a predicted model, not a curated record. NCBI's taxonomy places the organism in Eukaryota, Fungi, Ascomycota, Eurotiomycetes, Eurotiales, Aspergillaceae. The coding region runs from base 48 to 455 and encodes 135 amino acids. The transcript is spliced from 2 exons.